Molecule: messenger RNA, 6499 nt
Organism: Sycon ciliatum
Lineage: Eukaryota; Metazoa; Porifera; Calcarea; Leucosolenida; Sycettidae
Exons: 31
Coding region: 281-5824 (1847 amino acids)
Biological process (GO): peptidyl-serine phosphorylation; regulation of actin filament length
Cellular component (GO): myosin complex
Molecular function (GO): protein serine/threonine kinase activity; ATP binding; protein binding
Source: RefSeq, a predicted model, not a curated record
CCGAGAAAUUCCGAGAUUUGGAAAUCGUCCAGUGAGAAACUAAUUACUUACGCUCCUUUUUUAUGUGGGAGCGCCCUCCUUUCAUUCUGUGUUAUUGGGAAAGGCCUUCAAUUCAGUGACCAGGUGUCCGGUAUCAGGUUUGUGAUGAAGACCGCAUCGUGCUUGCUCGUUUGAACCAUCCAACUGUGCCGACAAUGUGGUUCAUGAUAGAUUUGUGAGCCAUUGCUCGAAACGAGUAUUUUGUUGUGUAUACAUGUAGCCACUGAAAAACACAAUCGUUAUGGCUGAAAAUGACCCGCCAAGUGCGGAAACAGUGGACGAUCUAGCGUCCCUAAUGCAUCUUGACGAGGCGUCGAUGCUCGAAAACCUACGUACGAGAUACGUUGAAGAUCGGAUUUACACAUAUGUGGGUGAUAUCCUGGUGGCUGUCAACCCGUUCAAGAAACUCGACCUGUAUGGCAGUGAGGUGACCAGUCUCUACUGUGGCCUGUGUACUGGAGUCAAGCCAUCUCCACAUAUCUACGCCAUUGCCGAGUCAUGCUACUGUGCUAUGUCUCAGUCUGGCCGUAGUCAGUGCUGUGUUAUCAGUGGUGAGUCUGGUGCAGGCAAGACAGAGUCCACGAAGUUUCUCAUCAACCAUCUCAUUCAGCUCUGCCCACAGAAGACUGCCAGUGGCCUGGAACAGAAGAUACUCAUGGUCAACCCACUAUUGGAAGCAUUUGGCAAUGCACGCACGCUCAUGAACAACAACUCCAGUCGUUUCGGCAAGUACAUCCAAGUCAAGUUCAAAGGUCGACAAGUGAUCGGUGCCAAGAUCUCCGAGUACCUGCUGGAGAGGUCUCGCGUGGCAGUGCAAGGCUGGGAAGAGGGCAACUUCCAUGUAUUCUACUACAUGUUUGCCGGCCUGUCAGUGAGUGAGCUCAGCAACCUCUGUCUGGACACUGCCAGAAACUGCCGGUACAUGAAGAGGAGCUGGGAAACUAUAGAACGUAAUCACAGUCAGCUGAAGGAGGAGUUUGGUAACCUGGUCAACGCAAUGGAUAUGGUCGGAUUCACCAUGGAGGACCAAAGCGACAUGUUCCGCGCACUGGCAACUGUUCUAGCGCUGGGCAACGUGGACAUUGUGGAGGACGACGCAGGUUACGCUCAGCUGUCCAAUGAGAGGAUCCUGGUAGAUGUCGCAGCUCUGCUGGGCGUACAGGCCUCCAUACUCGAUGGCUACUUCACCACCAAGGAGACGCUGACAGCGGGUGAGAUUAUCACGACCAAGCUGACCAAGGAGAAAGCACAAGAUGGUCGUGAUGCCAUGGCCAAGGUUAUGUACGGCCGCAUGUUCAGCUGGAUAAUACUGCGUGUCAAUGGACUACUGGCACCCAAGGAAAACAUCCAGGCACCGGAGUGCUCGGAAAUCGGCAUACUGGACAUCUUCGGUUUUGAGCACUUUGAGAAGAACAACUUUGAGCAGCUAUGCAUCAACCUUGCCAAUGAGAAGAUACAAUAUUUCUUCAACGAGCACAUAUUCUUUCUGGAACAGCAAGAGUAUGCCAAGGAGGGUGUCGACUGGAAUGAGAUCCCGUUCAUCGAUAACCGACCACUUCUGGAAAUGUUCUUGUCCAAGCCAGCUGGUCUGUUUGCUUUGCUGGAUGAGCAAUCCAUCUUUCCCAGGGCGACUGACUUCACGUAUGUGCAGAAACUGGAGGAGAAGUUCAAAUCGUCCAAAUACUUUGUCAGUGGCCAUGACCCCAAGUACCCGGACGCCCCACAGUUCACCAUUGUGCACUAUGCUGGAAAGGUUCACUAUCUUGCAAGUGGUUUCCUGGAGAAGAACCGUGACUCUCUGCCCACUGGAGCAGUUGAGCUAUUUCAAGCCAGCACCAAUGAUCUUGUACAUGAGAUCUUCAUGGGUUCCGUGACCAGAACAGGGACACUGGCCGUGAAGAGUCGGAGACGCAAGAGUGGCAAAGCCAGAGUGUCUCGCAAGCGCAAGGGAGAGGAGACAUUUGGCCGGUCGCGGACAGCCACUGGCAGGAGAGGCCUCACUGUCAGCACACAAUUCAAGAACUCUCUGAAUCUGCUGAUGGAGAAGAUGUUUGCAUGCACACCACACUUUGUCCGGUGUAUCAAACCCAAUACUGGAAAGAAGCCAGGCGUGUUUGAAGAAGACUUUGUUCUCUCCCAGCUGCGCUACACCGGGAUGCUGGAGACAACUCGCAUCCGUCGAGAAGGCUUUGCGAUUCGGCCCAGUUUCGAGGAGUUUGUAUCUCGCUUCAAGAGUCUAGCAAACCUUCAGAUCAGGCCCGACGCCAAAGGUUGUCGGAGAAUCCUGAAUGCCGCUGGCAUCACCGGAUUUCAGAUUGGCAAAACGAAAGUUUUCCUGAAGUACUACCAUCUGGACACGCUUUCGCGGAAACUGGAAAGAGUGCACCGAGCUGCCACUGUGUUGCAGAAAGUUAUCCGAGGACAUGUAUCAAGAAAAGGCACACGACCGCUGUUCAUCAAAGCGAGACAAGAACGAGAGAUGCUGCAGGCGUUCGUCGGCAUCAUCUCUGAGUCCUCAGCGAGAAUUGGUGCCUCUCUGUCCAGCCAUUGCCGACAAGAUGCAGAAAGACCCGCACCGUCUAUGUUUGACGAACACGGAGCAGAACCCAUGUCAACAUUUGAUCUUCCACCACCACCGUCUACUCAUGAGCUGGAGGCCAAUCUUGUUGCUUCCACGACGAUAUCCAGUGACUCUUCGUCGGGUGAAGACGAGGAAGAGCAGUUGGAUGGGUUUGACAUUGAUGAAGUACAACCGGUCCCCGAACAAUGGAAGCCGAAGUACAAGCAUUUUGGAAAAGAAGGAACCCGUGCAGCUUCGUUGCGGUGGUUUCGUGAAACCCAAGCGCCGACAGCUGGUAUCAAACAGGCGGAUGGCCAGGUGUCCCUGUGGUUUCAUGGCAUUAUCAGCAGAAGGCAAGCUGAGCAGCUUCUUGUAGAUCAACCGCUUGGAUCAUUCCUGAUACGUGUCAGUGAGACUCGGUUUGGCUACUCUUUGUCAUUCAGGUCGAUCAAUCGCUGCAAGCACUUCAUGAUUGAUCAGACAGCGUCUGGCAAGUAUCUCAUAGUGGGCGAAUGCCGGGCGCACCCUGGCCUCAAGGAGCUGAUCAGCUUCCACAAGAAGGUGCCCGUGUGUGGGAUACCAGGUGACUUCUUGACAACGCCGUGUGGUCAGAGUGGUGCCAGGCUGGACUAUGACGAUCUAUUGAUGCACGGACCAGGAUCUACGUCUUCGUCACGUAACCCCUCUCCUGCUCCACCACCAGUCAAGCCAAAAACAAACCUGCCACGUGACUCGUCCGGGGAAUUCCCUUCCAGGCACCAGCAGCAGCGUCUGCCACCAGCAGUGCCGCGCAAGGCCAGCAACAUGCGGCCUGGGUCAUCGGUGGAGGACCUGCUCUCCGUCGACACGUCCGCCCACCUACAGUCGUCACCCCCAUCCGUGGUGAAGCAGAGGACGGACAGCUGGAAGAAGAGCAACGAGCGACUGAGUAGCGGCGGUGGCAGCGGAGGACAGAGAGGUCCCAGCGGUCGCAUGCGCUCGGCCAGCGAAUGCCCUCCGCCGCCGUCGGGUCCCUCUAAGCAACGUGUGUGGCCACCACCUGCUGGCGAUCGCGGUCAUGCAGCCAGGCCAGUAUCAACCGCUCUGGACAGCAGCAGUCACUAUCCUCAGCAUCAUCCACAACACAACCACCACCAGCAGCAGCAACAGCGGCAGCAGCGGCAGUCGGAACAUUACCAGGUGCAGGAGCAUGGGUUGGUGCAGCCUAGGCCAUUGUCCCUCGACCAAUCAUCCCAGUCAGCAAGCACAGAGCGGCAGCAGCAGCAGUACUACCACUCUGGCGUACAGGACCAUGGCAUGAAAAGAUCAUCAGGACACAUGCAUGGUUCCCAGGAGACGGUUGCCAUGGCUCCCUUUACGACAAAGGCGACGGCUUCUCAGCGCUCGAGAAGUGGCUCCGAAAUCGGCCACCAGUCGAGCUUGACGGUUGACGAUCCCAAUCUUCGAAAGCAACGCUCUGCCGGUGAAUUGUGGAGGCACAGUUCAUCCAGCGCAAGUUCAUCGUUGCAGUCGUUUGAAGAGCCUGCUCCGCCACCACCGGUUCCCAAAUCAUCACGUCCAAACUUGAACGCCGAGGAGGAGGAGGAGGAAGAUGGCUAUUCCGAGAUUUCAGAUGAACUACUCGGCGACUUUCCAGCACCUCCUCCGGAAUUAAUCACUCCACAUGCGGAUGAUUUGACUGUCCUGGCAAAGCCCAAGCUUAUCCUGCAGGACAGUGACAGCGAUGAUGAUGAUGAUUUCGGUGAUGCAGAGCGCUAUGAAGACAUCGAUGAGCCGAUCAGCAAUGUGAAUGCUCGUGCACAAAAAGCCAAUCCAAGAUUACCGUCACCAGCAUCAACAGCAAGCAAGCAAAGUGCUCGCGGACGACGGCAGAAGUUUGGUAGCUCACGCAGGCACAGUCAAACCUCUGCAGGGUCUAGGCAAUAUGAAACGGGAGCAGGAGCGGCACCGCAAGUCCCUCGUUCGUCUCGGCCAGCGCACCUCAGGGCGGACAUGGUGUCGCAGAGUUUUGAUUCUGCCGGUAUCAGCCCGUCACACCUUCGACCGAUGUCGUCGGAAAUGCACCGCGGCCCGUCACCUCCACCACCCGUGGAGGACAUCAUCAGCCGGCACGUUCACACUCCAGGUACUCCAGCACCACCAGUUCCAAAGUCCAGUCGACCAGCACUGACACCACCGGGACCUCCAGCACAUAGCAGCCAGAGAUCACCCCGCUCGAGUCCACCACCGGUACCGGAUAAGCACAUCAUCAACAACAUGCAUGCAUCACACAGUCGUGGCAGCAUGCUAUCCCCGGAUGUGGACACGCGGCCGAGAAGCAAGACAAGCGGGGAGCUACUGUCGCCCAUCCAUCGUCCACCACAGCGCAUCCGAAGCAAAACCAAGAUACCGAUGGACGAAGAAGACGAAUAUCUUGUGCCGCGAGAUGAGCUCCUCCCAGCGUCCACCAGCAAACAGCCACCCCCACUGCCAGGUGAAACACUCGACUAUCGAAAACGCCAGCAGGAGUUCCAGUGUAGAGUGUCGUCAAGUGUUCCAGUGCGCUUCGGUGAAGGUGCACUGUUCGACGACGACUUCUUUGCCGAGGACAGCACUACAGAUCUGUUUGAAGACGACACCAACAUCAGCGUACCGGUGGAGAUGCUCCGCAGUCAGCAGAACAGUCUGCGACCGCAGCCCAGCUCGCUGUCCAUACCGGAAGAGGACUUCGCAAUGGACGGCGAUGUCUAUUGCACGCCGGAGGACGGGUUUGACCAGUUUUCUACACCGGUGUACCUUGCUGUGGCUGAUGGAGAGGAUCCAGUGGCGCCACCACCACCAAUACCGGACCGCAACUACUCCAAACGUGACCUGGACAAGUCACUUGACACGGAUAUACAUCGCUACAAACUUCUUCUCAAGGAGGAGCAAAUGCAACUAAAGAUGAUCACCUGGCGCCUGGCCGAUCACAGCCUCAACGCAGAUGACUACGCCAUGCUGGUCAAACGCGAGAACAAGUGCAAGAGCAAGAUCAUCAGCUUUGAGCACAUGCUGGCCAGCUUGGAAGUGAGCAAGACCGGUAUAGAGGGUACGCCAGGCCAGGCGCAGGCGGAGGCCAUUGUGCGCGGCACACCGCCAGCCGCCAGACGCAAUACAGACGCACGGAGCAGCGCACUGCGCAGCGGCAGCACACUCAGCAAACGCAUCAAUGCCAAGAAGCAGCAGAGACAGCAGCGGCCAAGCUAACGCGACAGCACCAUGGCUGAUCAAGCCCUACUGGAGCGAGACCAGUGGCCCAGCACAUCGGCCAAGCAUCUAGACCAGAACACCAGCAUGACACUCACUGGUAGUAGGUCAUUUGUACUUUCAUGUUUUAUAUCUAUUUGAGGUUGCCACACUGGCAUUAGUGCCGGUGAUAUGCAACUUGCUUGCUGCUUGCAAUAAUUACACACGCCACCCUGGUCUUAAAGCGACCAUAGCAACACUUGAUUGACAACCCCACUGCCCCACCCCGGCUCCGCCUUCCUUUGAAAUCCAUAGUGAGCCCAACCCUCUCAUGCCCUGCCCCUCCCAAUAUUCUCUGAGGGGGGGGGGGCAGAGAGUGAGUGGAUGCUGCAAUAAUUCACCACUUCGUUGCUUUUUUGAGGGGGGGGGGGGGGAGGAGUACAAAACAUUAUUCUCACUUGCUUUAUUUAAUUAUGCUUAUUUGAUCCAUUUGAGAGAGGUUCUUACAAUUUAUAUACAAUUCAAAUAGAUUUUUCAUUCGCAAUUCCUAAAAAAUUAUGCUUUUGCUGAUAGAUACUUUGCAAAUUAUCUGUAUACUGAUAUCACAAGUAAAUCUGCAAUGUAAAAAUAAUGAGAUGAUUCACAUUUACUGACUGGCUUUUGCUGUGUGGUCUGUACAAAAUAUUUGGAGAAAUG